This is a messenger RNA of Pseudogymnoascus verrucosus, 1873 nucleotides long. RefSeq lists its product as uncharacterized. The transcript has 8 exons. Gene Ontology annotation, cellular component: membrane. NCBI's taxonomy places the organism in Eukaryota, Fungi, Ascomycota, Leotiomycetes, Thelebolales, Thelebolaceae. Bases 279 to 1865 code for a protein of 528 amino acids. Gene Ontology annotation, biological process: carbohydrate transport; transmembrane transport. The record is from RefSeq and is a predicted model, not a curated record. Gene Ontology annotation, molecular function: carbohydrate:proton symporter activity.
CAUUUACAUCCUUUCUGGUAUUUUACUUUCACAUUCUUCCCCGCAAUCGGAAGGCCUGAACAUGGGCUACAGGAAGCCCUCACUGAUGUUUAUGCCGUAUCAUUUGCUACCCUCUCCUCCCCCGCCAUCAAAGUGGUAUCGGGCUCCACGUUCCCCACUCUGACCCCAUCCCCCGCAUGCCGAUUUAACAACCCCGUCGAAGUAUAUAUACCCUUCCAUCUACGUUGGCUUCGCUAUUGUAAAAUCUAUGACAAUCUAGUUCUUCUUGUUCCUUCAUCAUGGCUGGAAAAGGCAACAUCUUUGUGAGCCGUCAGUCAUGGGCUGCGGCAACCCCACGACUCAUCUAUGCGUGCUUAGUUUACUCUAUGGGAAGCAUCUUCUUUGGAUAUGACGGGGCUUCUUUUGCUGGCGUGCAAGCCUUUACUCCUUUUGCACGAAAAUUCGGAGAGUUCAACGCAGCCAAACGCAUUUACGCCUUACCUCCUGCGCUUGCAUCGCUGAUGAACAGCCUUGCUUUAAUUGGCAAAUUCUUGGGAACUCUGCUCGUCGGGCCCCUGAUCGAAAAAUUAGGACACAAGAAAACGAUGCUCAUCACUUGUGUUACUCAAAUCGUUGGGGUUAUCAUCCAGGUUACCAGUUCAACACCGGCGCAAUAUACAGUUGGUCGAGUCAUCAUCUACACAGCGGUCGGAUUAGUUGAAAAUGUGGUACCCACAUAUCAAACCGAGAUCUCACCUGCUCCUCUACGUGGAUUCUUUGUUGGAUCAAUUCAACUCUUUCUUACGUUUGGGUCACUCAUCGCCGGCAUCGUCAACAAUUCGAUGUCAACUAGCAAAACCGAUGCUGGAUGGAUCAUCGCUACUGCUUUGCAGGUUCUACCUGCUAUAAUAAUUUUAGUUGGAAUUCCAUUUACACCUAACUCCCCCCGCUGGCUCGUUAGUAAAGAUCGUAGCGAGGAAGCUCUUAGUGUCCUCCAGAAGCUUCGACGUGAAGAGGAUGUAGCAAAUGGGAUUUGCGAGUUCGAGCUUGCAGCGCUUCGAGAGGAAGGCACGAAGAUUACACACAAACAACCUUGGGUGGCUCUGUUUAACAGCAAAAACAGAAGACGAACUGGCAUCGCAGUGAGCAUCAUGUCUCUUCAACAAUUGACUGGUGUUACAUUUAGCAGCUCCUAUGGCCCUACAUUUUACAGACAGGUUGGACUCGGAGGGAAGGCAUUUGUCUAUGCUGCCGUCAACAACGGAGUAUCAGUCGUUACCGCCAUCAUAGGUAUGCUGGCGCUCGAUGCAUUUGGCCGUCGAGAAGUCACAUUCUGGGGAAACUGGAUCCAAGCUCUGUUCCUUUGUCUCAUUGGUGGUAUUGGCUCUAAGGCAAACCGCACCCAAUCAGAGACCGAUGGGAUGGUCGCAUCAUUCAUCCUUUACGCCGCGGCCCUUCAUGCAACACUUGGGCCAGCAGCAUAUAUUACGGCUGCAGAGAUUGGUACUGCAUCUCUUCGAGAGAAGACAAUGGCUUUCUCUACUGCCAUAAAUGUUGUCGUCGGUUUUGUGGUGGUUUUUACGACUCCAUAUCUGCUCUCUGCGCCUUAUGCCAACCUCGGGGCUAAAUUAGGAUACGUUUGGGGAGGAUUUGCUGCUCUUGGUGCUGUGUGGGUAUGGUUCUGUAUGCCUGAGCUCAAGGGUCGUAACUUGGAGGAAAUAGAUCAACUCUUCGAUGCUAAUAUUCCAGCGUGGAAGUUCAGCUCUUUUAAAACACAGGGUAUGUCGCAUGACAUGGCACUCUUUGAGAACCAGAAUGAAAAACUUGAGAUGGAUGACCUUGAGCACGCCGAGGAUGUCGAUGCCAAUGCAAACCCCAAGGUUUGAGAGAUAGG